Molecule: messenger RNA, 351 nt
Organism: Nerophis lumbriciformis (worm pipefish)
Lineage: Eukaryota; Metazoa; Chordata; Actinopteri; Syngnathiformes; Syngnathidae
Source: RefSeq, a predicted model, not a curated record
AUGGGCUGCACCUCGGCCAAGCAGGUGUCGGCCGUGCCCAACGACGACGACGGACGAGGGAAGGCCUACGGCAAUGGAGACCUCUUCGCCGAUGAGUACAAGAUGAAGGGAGUGGAGGAGGUCAAGUACAUGAAAGGGGAGGAAAACCGGGUCAACGCACGCAACCAGGAGAACCUGGAGAAAAGUAACACGCAGCAAAGGGGCAUGUUGCAGAAGGAGACGGUGGCCAACAUUAAAUCCAACAUUCACACGUCAGAGAGCCAGCAGGAAUUCUUCCGGAUGCUGGAUGAGAAGAUUGAGAAGGGUCGAGACUACUGCUCAGAAGAGGAAGAAGAGACGGAAGUGACAUAG